Volvox carteri f. nagariensis is the source of this 6111-nucleotide messenger RNA. RefSeq lists its product as uncharacterized. The transcript is spliced from 9 exons. Lineage: Eukaryota; Viridiplantae; Chlorophyta; Chlorophyceae; Chlamydomonadales; Volvocaceae. The coding region runs from base 1 to 6111 and encodes 2036 amino acids. The record is from RefSeq and is a predicted model, not a curated record. Gene Ontology annotation, molecular function: ATP hydrolysis activity.
AUGGCUGACCGACCAAAUGAUCCACCCCACCAAACUGGGGCUUGCAGUCGUGAGCGCCUGGGCACACUGGCUGGUGGCCUGCAUUUUAGAGGGAUACUUGCGUCGAACACGCACCUCACUGUGGAUGCAGCACAGUUGCGGGAUGUUCGUCUGGAUCCGGGCAGGGCUGCAGAGCAGCAGCGGGACACGGCUGCACGAGCUGCUGCCCGUCAAAACCCGCAGUACAGGGCUGCGGAGCAGCAGCGGGACACAGCUGCACGAGCUGCUGCCCAUCAAGACCCGGCUUACAGGGCUGCGGAGCAACUGCGCCGCCGAAAUCCGGAGUGCAGGGCUGCAGAACAGCAGCGUAACACCGCUGCACACGCACAGGCCCGUGAUCAGGUGCAUGCAAUACAGCUUCCGCAGGCCAGCUUGCUUGAGCGUUUGCGGGACCUCAUGCGGUUUCCCUGCUUGCACGAGGGCCACCGCCCUGCACUGCCUGAUUUUCUGGAGGCCAUUCCGGAAGGUGUUCGGAAGACCAGUCAGCACUUCGUGCCUGGGUGGACAUUCCCAAUGUGGACAUUUUACGUGCCGACAUCAUGUGCACUGCUGCCGUGCCGCGUCAUGCACAUCCGGUUUUGCCAGCUCGGUAUCGUAUCAGCAGAUCCGAGCGUGGCAGUAGUGGUGGCGCCGGCGCUGACGCCGAUCCAGCGGCAUUCGUGGAUGAAGAUGCGUUGGCGGUUGACAGUGAUGGUGCAGGUCAUGGGGCUAAUGAGCCGGAUUCACCGGCAGCCACGACCUUGCCUCGAGGAUCCACGGAGUGUGGAGGUGCCAUUCUGCAUGCGCCUUGAUGCGGACUUGCCAAACCGGACCAUGUUCCGUGACGAUGCUGGCCCUGACCGAUUCACUAUCUGCACCUCUUGCGAGAAGGCACUGACGGCACGCCGAGUGCCUGAAGCGGCUCUGGCGCGAAUCGAUCCAGGCGACGUGCCGUCUACAAAUCACCUGGGCGACCCGUUGCCUGCACCCACGUUUGUGGAGAGUCAGCUGUUGGGCCGGGGCCGUCUCAUGCAGCAGCUAAUGAUUGUGCAUCUCGCGGGCCGCCCCCCCGAGGUGUUGCCGUGUGCCGUUCAGUCACAUGGCAUUGCAGUCGUAAACCCCGACCCCAAUAUGCUACGAGGCCAGCUGCCCGCACGUGUUGCGGAUUUGGCAGGCGCCUUCACGGUGGUGUGCGUGGAUCAAGUCCGAGACCGACAGGACUUGCUGGAUCGCGUCCGCCGUGCACCAGGCCUGAAAGUUCGAGGCAACGUCAUCGUCGCCUGGGUGCGUUUCCUUCAGCAUAAUGACGAGGAUGAAGAUCCAGAAGUCGCUGGUGUACUGCGGAGUACGUUCCUGCACGACCGUACCGGCGCUGCUGGUGUACGACAGCUGCAGGAGACGUUGCAAGGAAACGUUGCUGGUGAGAUCAUUCAGGGUGGUGGCGCUUAUGGAUCACCGCUUGAUACAGGUCCUGACGGGCCCACGGCCGGAACAACUGCCUCUGACACUCGUAUGGCAGCUGAUGCCCAUCUGGGCGUUCCGAAUGAACUGGAGGUGGUCCUUCCGCAACCAGCUCCUGUUCCGACGGACGGCAGCGACUUUGAUAACCGGCCCAAUGUGGUGCAUGACCUGCUCACCGGGCGUGCACGUCUCGCAUUCGCUGCUGGCGGCCGUGGCGCUCAGGUCCUGGAUGACCGCCACCCAGCCAUCCUUAACGUCUGCUUCCCGGUCUCGUUUCCAUAUGGUUUGUCCGGACAGCGGCCACCGGGUAUGUCGUUCGCCUCAUAUUGCAGCCACCUUGUACGGUGGGUGCCACGGUCACAGUUCAGCAGCAACUUAAUGCUGCUUGCCCGAAUGUAUGAUAUCAGCGUGCGGCAACAAAGCAUGGCGCAGGUAGGAGUGGCCCUGCGCAUGCGACCACGACUGGGUGGACCAGCGGCACGGGUACCGAGGGAUGUGGUACGCACCAUGGCGGACAUCUUGGCGCUGCCAUACCGUCACGCCCAGCGACGGCAGCUGCUGUCGCAGCAGUCGCCCGUGGUGCGUGCCCUCCUGGAUGGCGCACGUGCCAGCCUCCUGCGAAUCGACCUUACAGAUACCUACUAUAAUGGUGCAAAGGCCAUGAUGCGUGCGGCUGCCCUUACCAUCGGCUGGCCACCAUUGUUCUUCAAUCUCAACCCGGCGGACAUGCAUGCUGGCUGCGCUGUUGUAGCCUCUGGUCAGCUUAUAGAGUUCGACGACGCCGGUCGUCCGACCCAGAUCAGCAGCACGGUGGACAAGUGGCGCCGCGUCAAAGAAGACCCGCACAGCUGCGCGGCACUGCUCAUCGCCACAAAAGAGGUGUUGGUGGAGCAGUUGUUUGGCUUUGCACCUGGAGCAAUGCGGCAGACUGACCCUAACUGCUUCUGUGGGGUCGUAUUCGAGGUAGUCGUCAAGGUUGAACAGAGCGGGCGAUUGGCGCUACACUUGCAUGGAGUCGCACACCUCGAGUGCUUCGCACUGGACAACCUUCAGGCGUUAUUCUGUGGACCCAACUGCCGAGCUCUGGCGCUUGCAUACGCGCUGUGCGAAAUGUGGUACCCCUCCCCAUACUAUGCUCCGACACCGGACAGUGGGACACAGCCUCUGGUCAUGGCCUUUCAAUGGAUCGGUACCACCGGCCUAUUCUUGCUGCCCCGCCUGGCACCCAACCUCGUGCCACACAUGCCUGCCAUUGCCCUCGCCUUCGGCUGCAAUCAUUUGAUGUCCCUGGCCUGCGAAGUCGACCGGGAGUACACAGCUGACAUCGCUGCCCAACUAGCGCAUCCUCCCAACGAACACGGUGACUGCUCCCUCCUACAGCCCGCCAUUGACCGCGCCCGUGACGCCGCGUACUACAGCUCUAAGUACACUGCAAAGACGAUUGAACGCAGCCAGGCGCACCUCACAUGUGCCGCCGUGGGCCGUGUACAGGACUUCAUGAUGGCAGGUCACCGACCCAGCGCCACCGGUGAUGGACCCAGCACGUUCGGCAACCUGUGUACCGUGGUGCACCGCAUGACGGCCACUAUCACGGCUGGCAUGGCACUGGUCGCCUUCAAACUGUCAGGCCACGAUACGUUCCAAGCAACCUACAAACGCAACUACCUACCGAUAGGUGCCUUCACUGCACUGGCGUCCGAAUCCGCCGUAGAACCAGAAGACGCGGAAACCGGUGUGGAGCUUGUAGAGGCGGACGAGCAUGGCGACUACACCCUCACCAGCGUCGUACAGAACUACACGCAGCGUGGAGUGGAGCUGAGCGGCUUGGACUGCAGCGCCUACAGCAUCGCAUCCAACUUCGAGGUGAAACGUAUAACGCCCGCGCAGCACCCCCAUGCUGCCAUCCUCAGUGCCCAAGUCCUCCCUGUACCUGGCCGCCGCAAGCGCAAAGCCCCUGGCGCCGCUAUGACCCCUACUACUGACGCACCUCCCACCCCAUCUGGCACCCAGCCCACCGCCGCUAUGGCGUCCCCUGCGCCAGCUGGCCCAUCUGCAGAACAGCUGCCCACGAGCCCGAUGUCGACCAUACCUCCCAAGAAUGUGGCCUUCCAACCAACGCACCCGCUGUAUCUGACACACGUUCUUCAUCGCCUGGCGCAGCCGAGGUACGUUCUGCUGGGCGGUGCGCUGCCCCGCCGCCCGCAAGAAGGCAGCACCACCGCAGCCGCCGUCGCCUACUAUGCAUUUGUCUUAGGCAUCUUCAAGGCUCAUCGCGGCCAACCGGUGGCUGCCGAUCAGACGGUGAAAGAGGCGUAUGAUGCAUGGUGGAUGGACCUGGGAUCCACCGAGGCAGGCCGAUUGUACAGAGCCUGUGUAAGUGUCCUGCUAGACAACAUCGAAGCAGAGCACCUCGCCAGCGCCCGGCGCCAGGCCGACUACAACUUGCGACGCCGCCAGCGCCGCGCCACUGCUGCAACUGCCGGUCUGGCCCCGGACAACAGUUCCAGCGACCCGGAUGAUGACGACCCGGAAGCUGCACGAGGCCGCCUCGAACCCGACCCCGCCACACAGCCGCCGCAAGAUGAUCAGGUCGAACGGUACGACUUUGUACCAGGCCAAGGCGACCCGACGCUAGGAAUCAACCUGUCCGAUGUCGCCCUGACGGACCUGUAUGACCGCACCACAGUGGAGGGCCUGUACGCAUACGGUGCAGCUCGGCGUUGCCGUGUACUUCCUCUUCCCAAUGCCCUCGGUGCCAACACCAACCCCUUCAUCCGCCGUGUACGCACCACUGACAUCCCGCUGCUGAGCGAGGCUUCCAAGCGCCUGAAGCGCUACCUAGUCAUCUCCGAAGGCACCGCCACCAUGCCGACCACGACGGACCACACCCCCCAUCUUCGUUUGGAUCGCCACCCCGGCUACCCCCUCGUAGCGGUCAUCGUGACCGACACCCAGCAAACCAACCAUAUCACAGCGGGAAUGCCAACUUACCUACGUCUACCACAGCCACCGAGCAUCGACGACACCAUCGAGCUCUUUACCCUGGCGCCGGAUCAGGCCGUACCAUUCAUGCUCAUGGCACGUUAUUUCGACCGCCGCAACGAACCUGAUCCAGGCGUCCCGCCGCAGAUGCUCAUCAUGGGUCCUCCGGGCACGGGCAAGACUCAGUUCGUACACGCUCUACUGUGGUACACGUAUCAGCAUGACAGUCCCGACUGGGCCGCCACAUGUGCAUACUCCUGGGCUGCCGCGAUCGCCUUCAACACCCCAGUACACCGCAGCCUAUCGACCCACUCCAUGUUCGGCAUCUCAGCCAGUCAAAGCGGCUCCCGUGGCGCCAACCUUCCCAAGCGCGGCGCCCACGCCGGCCUUCAGGUCAAGCGCAACGUUGGUGAUGGGGCCGUCCUCAUCGACGAAAUUGGCAUGCAAAGCCACGAGCACCUCGGCGCCAUCAGCCACUCCUGUACAGCCAAUGUGCCGCCUCCACCACACCUUGGACCCGCCCAUCCCAGCAGCCGUGUCUUGUCCGGUCGCGUUGCUGGCGGAAUCGGCGACCUGCUGCAGCAUCCUCAGCCAGGCGGGUCGCCGCCAUACCGCUACGCCGCCAACGUCGAACAAAACCCCCAGUUCAGUCCCUCGGCACCGUCAGCACAGUGCUGGCCGGCCUCGGUUGACGAACGUGGAGGUGACCAUGCUGACGGCAGCAACAAUGACGGCAGUGAUGCCGAUGACGACACCGGCAACCGUCACGCCACCACCUCCACACGUCACACUCGUCGCCCCGUGCCACAAACGCACACCCGCCUACACGACGGCUUCAACCUGUACCGUCAGCUCGGCGGCACCGUAUUCAUGCUGCAGAAACAGCAGCGGCAAGACAACAGCCCAUCUGGCCAGCAGCUUACCCGCUUCACAACCAUGUUCGGCGGCAUUCAACCCACUGAAGCACGUGUUGCAGAUCUAGUAGACGCACUCAACCAACGCGUCAUCACAGAUUUGUCCGAUCUCACAGACCUCGAACCCCGUGUCGUGCUGCAACGGAACGAACCCAGGCACGCGCUCAACACACGCCUCCUGAUGCUCCAGGCGCGCCGCAAAGGAGCGCGUUUGGUCAGCUGGAACGCGGACCACGUCCCGGUUAGGCAACAUGGCGCAACCCAACAACAGCCGCUCUCCCACGUCGAAAAGGCUGUCGCAAUGCGAGUAAAAGACGCCACCUUCGACCACACCACCGCCGACACUUGGUACUACGAGGGUGCACGCUACACCCUACUCGACACCACUGCUGCCGACGCUGGCGCGUGCCACAACAAUGAAGUCGAGGCGUGUGGCCUGCUUACCGACAGCCGUGAACCGCCCGACGACGGCCGCGGCCCGUACUGGCGCCUCCACUACCUACCUGCAGCCAUCUUGGUCCGUCCCAUUAAAGGGCACGCGCCCAAAGCGGUGCUAGCAGACUUAGCGGACUUCGCAGCCAAAGGUGCUGCCUUCGCCAUCGUACUGACUAUGUACGUACUGACUCGCCAUCGUACCACGGCCCUCGCCGGCGAAAGACUCGGGGAAAGACUUGGUCAUGGAUGGGUUUUCCAGUCAUGGAUUUGGUCAUGGAUGCGGUCAUGGAUCCGGUCAUAA